CACGCAUGUGCAGUGACGACGCCGGGAACCCUCCACCCCGCGACCGCUUCCUUCCUUCGGUGAGGCCAGAGUGGGCGUCGGCGAUCGCUUCCUUUUCUUUGACAGGCAGAGCGUCGGAGCUGAGCUGAGGCGAUGGCGAAGCACACGGUCUCCUCCGCGCGCUUCCGCCGGGUGGACGUGGACGAGUACGACGAGAACAAGUUCGUGGACGAAGAGGACGGCGGCGACGGGCAAGUGGGCCCCGAUGAGGGCGAGGUGGAUUCUUGUCUGAGGCAAGGGAACAUGACAGCUGCUUUACAGGCAGCUUUGAAGAAUCCUCCAAUCAACACAAAGAGUCAAGCGGUAAAGGAUCGUGCAGAAAGCAUUGUUCUCAAGGUUCUCAUCUCUUUCAAAGCUAAUGAUAUUGAAAAGGCUGUACAGUCCUUGGACAAGAAUGGGGUCGAUCUCUUAAUGAAAUACAUCUACAAGGGUUUUGAGAGCCCAUCUGAUAACAGUAGUGCUGUCCUGCUGCAGUGGCAUGAAAAGGCUCUUGCUGCUGGAGGUGUAGGCUCCAUUGUCCGUGUCUUAACUGCCAGGAAAACAGUUUAAGUCCAGCAGGAAGUGCCCUUCUGCCCUGGGUUUGGGAAAUGCUGGUAACAAAGACCAAAACAACCAAAUGCCAUCACUGCCCUGUGGGUAGCAUCUCUCUCUCUGUCUCAGCUUGCCUUCUUGCUUUUUCAUAUCUAUGGUAUAAUAUGCAUAUCAGGUUUUUUUGUUAUUAAAUAUCGGAUAAUUAUAGAGGAGCAAUUUCGUUUGUAAAAAGAUUUGGUACUCUCAAAGCAUUUCAGUUAUUCAUGUACAGUGUUUGCAUAGGAUGAUUUGCAUUUUCAGAGGUUCAUAACAGGAUACUUCCACUUUCCCCCUUUUUUGGCGAGACCUGAGAAGAUGGAGGGGAUUGCGGCCGAUGUCUAAAUUGUUUUGCUGAUCAGGCAGCAUUCCCUUACUAGUAAUGGAAACUGGACUUUGUGUUUCCUGAUCAGAUUCUAUCUGUACAACAUCAGGCAAGGUAUCCCUCAGUGGAUGAACGUUAUUCAUAAGUGUUUCUCACAGUGUUCCUUUGCAGUCCAUUAUAUGAUGAACCAAUAAGGUUCAUCAAUAAGGGGAGAAAUGUCCUUAUUUCUGUGAUGAGCCAUCAGAAGAGGGAAAUGGAACAAUUUUUCUGGAACUCCUUAUAGUGGUUGCCUCUUGAUGAUCUAAUGUGUGUGUUUAACAUUUUAACACAGAACUACCUGUUAUACUUGACUUGGGACCAUGUCAAAAAUAGCACCCUUGUGUCAGGUUCUCCUCUCUGUUAUAAAGCAUAGGAUCUCUUUCCCCAUAUAUGUUUCCCUGCCCACAUUCCUCAUUGGUUACAGGUAAUGUAGAAACAUGAUGUGAUGACAGCUAGAGAUAGCACAACUGGCCCUGGGGGAAGGGAAAUUUGAUAAGGGUGCUGGUUUUAGUAGAAGCUACGUGUGUAAUGUGUGGUUCUGCCUUAAGAUGCAGAAAUCAGUGUUGAGGUACCAGAGACCUAAAAAAGCUUGACCUCUGUUCCUAAUCGGGCCAGGUUCCUUGUUGUAUUAUAGGAGAAAGUAUUGACCAAGAAACAAAAAUUAAGUGCUUAUAAAUCAAAUGCAGGAGACCUAGUGCAUUCCAGACCUGGAAUCAGCAUGAAUAUUAAUUACUUGGGAGCAAAGCUGACCAGUAUGUUUCAUUUAUACUUAAUGCCAGUUCAUAUCCAAGAACUGGUAAGGAAUUCUGAAACCUUUGCUCGUUUUUUAUACCUGCUUUUUUUGUAAAAUGAGAAAAUCGAAAAAUAAAUGGUCACUGUUAAAUAUUUAA
Eublepharis macularius is the source of this 1860-nucleotide messenger RNA. RefSeq names its product actin related protein 2/3 complex subunit 5 (gene ARPC5). The transcript has 4 exons. The record is from RefSeq and is a predicted model, not a curated record. Gene Ontology annotation, molecular function: actin filament binding. Gene Ontology annotation, biological process: regulation of actin filament polymerization; cell migration; Arp2/3 complex-mediated actin nucleation. Gene Ontology annotation, cellular component: Arp2/3 protein complex; actin cytoskeleton; cytoplasm. NCBI's taxonomy places the organism in Eukaryota, Metazoa, Chordata, Lepidosauria, Squamata, Eublepharidae. Bases 133 to 588 code for a protein of 151 amino acids.